Leptosia nina is the source of this 1791-nucleotide messenger RNA. The record is from the annotation of a GenBank genome assembly. NCBI's taxonomy places the organism in Eukaryota, Metazoa, Arthropoda, Insecta, Lepidoptera, Pieridae.
AUGCACGACUUUGAAACAGUAACACCUGAAGUAUGGAGAUUAAACGAAAAAUCUUGGAAAGAAAAACUUAUGAAGUUACCAAAUUGGCACAGGGUACCCUUAAUUAAUUGCAAUGCAUCACACAACUUGUCUGAUGGAACACUAGCACGAUUCCGCGGCAUGGUUCAGGAUAUGCACAAUCCAGAGUUUUAUUUUGAAGAGUUUGAAGUAUUUAAUACGGCUACUAACGAAGUUAAAACCAAAUCUGGCAAAUAUACAGAUACAGCGUCUAUUCUGGAAAAUGAGAAGAUAAAUUAUACAGAAAAUCUAAAAAGUGCACAGAGACAAACAAUGGUAGUCGUAUCUUUGCCUGGCUUAAAUGAAUGGGCACAAAAGAUGGAAGAUGACAAGAACCAUCUAAAACACUUAGAAGAACAGCCAAAUACAUCAAAACGGUUGAACACAACAAAAUUAAAACGCAGCUAUGACUGUGAUGAGGAUGUAAAUGCUAUGGAGGUUGAAGAUGAUAGUGGCAAGAAAGUCGCAAAUAAGGCAGAAAAUAUAAUAGAAAAGCCUAGUGUUGUAUCUCGAGAGCAUUUGUUAAAUUUCCCUUUACCUGAUGUAGCCAGCAAAUCAUGUAUUAUUAAGAUAUAUGAUGACAGUGAGAACCUCAAAAUCAAUGAUAUGGUGGAGGUUGUAGGCUUCCUAUCGGUAGAUCCAGCCUUAUCUGGGGAAUUUCAGGGUGAAAAUAAUUCAUUUCUUGAACCCUGUGUUGAGACAGAAGUCGAGACUAUAACUCAUAAUCCACCACCAAGUUUGGUACCUAGACUACAUGUGGUCUAUGUUAAGAAAUUGGAGCAUUGCAAUCCACUUGUUAAGGAUGGAGAUCAAGAAAAUCUGUUAAAGGAGGCAAACUCAGCUCGAGAUCACUUGUUGAAAGCUUUAACAGAACUGCUUUUGGGCGAUAAACUUGCUGCGGAGUAUUUGAUUUGUCAUCUUAUUGCUUGUGUAUACCUCCGUCAAGAUACAAUUACUCUCGGACAAUUCUGCCUCAACAUUUCCAAUCUACCCACAAAGCGAUACCCAAACUAUGCAAAGCAGCUGUAUGAUGUCAUAAAGCAAUUUGUUACUAAGAGCUACUAUCUACCGUUGACUAUUGAGAAUAUGAAUACAAUGGCCUUGCUACCAAAAAAAGACUAUGACUGUAACCGUUUAACGAGUGGCAUUCUUCAGCUAAGCAAGCACACACAUUUGGUGCUGGAUGAAACACAAAUGGAACAAGGUCAACUGGAUUCCUCAGGAGUGAACAACAUAACUGCCCUGGGUAAUCUCAUAAAACAACAGAAGGUCGAAUAUGACUUCAAAUACUACAAGAUGGAGUAUGACUCGGAUAUAUCUGUAUUGAUAUUGUCGGAGGGAAAGAGUUUGUUGCCUAGCGAUUACCACGUUCCAUUGCGGCCAGAAAGCUCCUCACUAGAAAUAUUCGAUGCUAUAGUGGAAGCGGCCACGUACUACUUGAAGGAGGAGAUUAUGAAUACCAUAAGAAUGUACUUAACAAAUCUAAAAAUUGUUAAAUACUCAAUUUCUGAGAAUUUACAAUUUGUAGAAGAAGAUUUUAUAGAAAUGCGCAGUAAGUCGGAUACCGAGAACCCCGUAACAGCUGAUGAUCUACACAGGCUUCUAGUUCUGGCGCGAUUAGUCAGCCUUUCUCGAGGUUUGGAUACCCUCACCAAAGAGUGCUGGGAUAUUACCAAACAGAUGGAGGAAGACAGAAUAAACAGAGUGAAGAACAGAGUCGCUUCUACUUUGUAG